This is a messenger RNA of Lepisosteus oculatus (spotted gar), 2367 nucleotides long. NCBI's taxonomy places the organism in Eukaryota, Metazoa, Chordata, Actinopteri, Semionotiformes, Lepisosteidae. The record is from RefSeq and is a predicted model, not a curated record.
CAGUGUUUAUUCCAGUAUUACAGUAUACGGACGGGGCGAUGUCUUUCGCUAUAAUUUGUUGUGUGUGUUGGGUCUUUUUGCUGACACUUAUUUGACACCCCUAAUCGUUUAUUAUAGCUGGUUUCAGCGUGUAAGCGGUAAGACGUUGCAGGACUAAACCCGUUACCAGCACCAGCCCGGGAAUAGUUAAAAGUACAGAUCGUGUGCCCAGCGCCCACCCUCGGGUACAACCCCAGGACGAAAAGUAGGACUUGAUGCUUAAGGUGGAACCUCGUGGAAAACCCUUUGAAACAUCAUUGCUUUUGCAGAUGGCUUGCAGUCGACACCAACAACCGGGCUCUGCGCGGUCUCCGUAUCUCGCACAUGAAGGCUUUGAAUGUUCCCCCUUCUCGCUUUUUUUUCCCUUUCGCAACACGUUGCUGAGACGGGACACCACACCUCCUCAACCCACUCUCUCUACGGAAACUUCAGCGGAUUCCUUCCAGCAUAACAGCGCCCGGCAGAUCGCGCCUCGCCUCUCCGUGUGACCGCCGCGACAGCUGCGCCCAGCUCCGGGCUGGAGCACAUGAAGACGGCUGCUUGUCUCUCCGGGCUCGUCCGUGCAAGGUUUCGACUUUUUUUUUUUUUCGGCUGUCCUGCACGGAGGAGAAAAUAAAAUCACAUGAGCGCGGGCAGAAAAAGGGGGCAGAGCUUUCGGAGGGAAAAAAAAGGGUCUCUUUCGUUCGUGUAGCGUUCUUCUGCUUGCAUCUACUUUUCGCGAGAGAAAAACCGUUCGUUCUCCGUGUUUCAAGACAAUUACUCUCUGUCCUCCUUUCAAGCACCAGCUAGACAGUGCGUGGACAACCGAAGGACCGUAUGAAGCUGCCAGACUUUCUGAAAAUUCCCUGGCGGUGUUUUAAACCGAGAAGCUCGUCCUGCUACAGCGUAGCCGCUGACAAGCUGCGUCUGUGGUCGCAAACGCGUUUAAGGAGUUAACUCGCUUCGCUUGCUCUCUCUUGUUAGCUGGGGAAAUGGACUGCGUUGAAUAAAAAUACAUCUGUGGCAAACUGUGGACGACUGUUAUCUUUUUUUCUUCUGCUCCAUUGCGUCCUUCCAAGGUUGCCGGCGACAAACACGAACUCUUUUUUGUUUACAUAAUAACGGAGGAUUAGUAUUCCAGAUCACGAAGGGCAUUUUAAAUUGCUGCAGCGUUUGAAACUUAACAGUUUUUGUUCCACUGUAGCCACGCCUGUGUGUCGGUGACCUAGAUCGAGUCUUGCCUUGUGAGUCUCUCCCUUCCCUGCGGAAACCGAGAGCGUCUUUCCGAGCCGCGCACCGAGGGAGACCGGAGACCCUGACCGUUUGUGGAACCCCAGGUUCUGGGGGGUGUCGCAGAUCGACCAUGCAGCAGACCCCCACGGGCUGACAACACCGCUGCCGGGAAGCCGUGUGCGUGGCUGGGACGACGGGGCUGGUGCUAUGUGAAGGGACACACCCGAGUCACGUCCUGCGCACUGGAGCAUGACCUGAAGACAUCGGGGGGGACUUUCCUGGCUGUGUCUCCUAUGGGUUCCAGAGGCGUCUUCGAGGUCUCAGCUGUGAGGAGGAGAAAAGACAGCGAUUACGCGUAUCUUCCACCUUCAUACGCUGACUGAAGAAAUUACGAAGAAAUGGACGCUUUCUGUCUCCCAGUCUUGUCCUGUGGUCCGAGCUAGCAGAGUGUCUGCCCGGCUUGUAGAUUUGGAAGGAUCCAUGUUUAGGAUAAAUUCCAGCUGCUUCACGGUGUUGGUUUAGAGUCCCUCGCUCCAGUUCUGGUUUCAGCCCGGCAUGUCCCAGGGCGAGCUGAUCGAGCUGCAGGAGCUGUCCCUGGAGGACCGCAUCGAGCUGGCCUCCGAGCCGCCGCCGCCGCCCCCCCGGACCCCCCGCCUGGAGCGGGUCAACGCCCUGCGCAUCAGCCCGGGGAAGGUGCCCGAGCUGCUGAACCGGGUCAGGAUCAUCCGGCUGCUCGGCGACGGCGGGGACCCCCAGCUGACGGAGGAGGCGGGGGAGGGGCAUGACUUCCAGCCCUGCACCCACACGCAGCCCACCUGGUGUGACCUGUGCGGGGACUUCAUCUGGGGACUGUACAAGCAGAGCCUGCGAUGCACCCGCAAGGUGCAUCCUGUGCAAUACAGGCUGAUAAAACUCUUUUCCCCGAAAGUCCCACCCUUCCCGGAGGAGCUGGGAUUUCGCAAUGGGAACGAAAACACCCGGCACUGACCGAGUGCUCCUUGAGGAUUAGAGUCCUGAGGCUCCCUAAAUUGAAGGCCCGGUUUCCCAGCCGACGGCGUGCCCCGGUGAAUUUCGGUGCGGUGGAUUUGGAUGGGGACAGUGCGGUCACAGGGGUUC